Salmo salar (Atlantic salmon) is the source of this 2881-nucleotide messenger RNA. RefSeq names its product potassium channel tetramerization domain containing 9a (gene kctd9a). Gene Ontology annotation, biological process: intracellular signal transduction; protein homooligomerization. NCBI's taxonomy places the organism in Eukaryota, Metazoa, Chordata, Actinopteri, Salmoniformes, Salmonidae. The record is from RefSeq and is a predicted model, not a curated record. Gene Ontology annotation, molecular function: protein binding.
AUGUUGGCCCUUGAUUGGCUCACCUACUUUCUGAUUCAAAAUCUGAUUGGUUGGUUUGUGAACCCCUAAGAAAUGUGUCCAUUCCAUUGGUAGACUGGAGUUCAACGUUUUCUUCUUGCGUUUCGUCCCACUGUCAAAUCUGCUAGCUAGCUGCUCUGGAACGUCCUGCUGUGGCUCAUUGUUCUAGGAUUAGUAUUUAUACGUGUUACAAAGAAUGAGAAGAGUUACUCUUUUUGUGAACGGGACGUCCAAAAAUGGCAAGGUUGUAGCUGUGUAUGGGACCUUGGCCGACCUGUUAUCUGUAGCAAGCAAUAAGUUGGGAAUCAAAGCCUGUAAUUUAUACAAUGGAAAAGGUGGUCUUAUAGAUGACAUAGCGCUCAUCAGGGAUGAUGAUGUUUUGUAUGUCUCAGAGGGGGACCCCUUUGUUGACCCACAGAAUGAUAUCAGGACUACAGACGGCCUGCCUAGGGCACACACAGAUUGGCUGACCCUUAAUAUUGGGGGGCGUCUCUUCACCACCACACGCAGCACCUUGGUCAGCAAGGAGCCAGAGAGCAUGCUUGCUCACAUGUUCCGUGAGAAGGAUGUAUGGGGUAACAAACAGGAUGAACGUGGGGCUUACCUGAUUGACCGCAGCCCAGAAUACUUUGAGCCUAUUCUUAAUUACCUGCGACAUGGCCAGCUCAUUAUCAAUGAAGGUAUCAAUUUACUUGGGGUUUUGGAGGAGGCUCGAUUCUUUGGAAUUGAGCAGCUGGCUGAUCAGUUGGAAGUAGCAAUAAAGAAUAACCAGCCCCCUGAGGACCACUCUCCCAUCUCUCGCAAGGAGUUUGUUCGGUUUCUGCUGGCUACACCCACCAAAUCAGAGCUCCGCUGUCAGGGACUUAAUUUCAGUGGUGCUGAUCUCUCUCGCCUCGACUUGCGCUACAUCAACUUCAAGAUGGCCAACCUGAGUCGCUGCAACCUGACACAUGCCAACCUAUGCUGUUCAAACCUGGAGCGGGCUGACCUCUCUGGGGCCAACCUCGAUGGUGCUAACUUGCAGGGUGUAAAAAUGCUCUGUUCAAAUGCUGAGGGGGCAUCUCUCAAAGGAUGUAAUUUUGAAGACCCGUCUGGUCUAAAGGCCAACUUGGAGGGUGCCAAUCUAAAAGGUGUUGACAUGGAGGGAAGUCAGAUGACUGGAAUUAAUCUGCGUGUGGCCACUCUAAAAAAUGCUAAACUGAAGAACUGUAACCUACGGGGUGCCACUUUGGCAGGAACUGAUCUUGAGAAUUGUGAUCUGUCUGGCUGUGACCUACAAGAGGCCAACUUGAGAGGGUCCAAUGUGAAGGGGGCCAUUUUCGAAGAGAUGCUGACUGCAUUGCACAUGUCUCAGAGUGUCAGAUGACUCCCCUGCACAUUCCACCUGGAUUCAGACUGGUUAAUCUCAUGAAUGCCUGGCAACAAUGUUAUUAUGCCAGCAAAUCCAACCCACCCCUACUAUCAAGCUUCCUGGACCCUUAUGCAAUACAUGCAUUUUAUGCACAUCCCUGGCAUCCUACAUCCCUUCCACCUGAUAUACUAGCUUUAAAUCUCUUGCACUAGAGCACAUCCAGGGUUAUCUGUUUCUGUUAUGUAGUGGAAGAUUUUAAAUGUCUGACUGCCUUUUCUUAAUUUUUUUCCCCCAAAACCAAAAUAUUGAAUGUUCUUUAUGUAUGUUUACUAUUAUCUGGAUUCAAUCCUAACUUAUUAUUUUUAUGAUUUCUAGGUGUGUGUUUUCUUGAUUAUUUAAUGUCUGUAAAUCAAAGAUUAUCAAACUAUAAGUGCAUGAAAGUAAAAAAGGGCCUCCAUCAAGACUGUGGUAAAGUAUAAAUGGGAGAUGACAUUGUGUGACUAAGUACAUUGAUAAGAAUGUACAAAGUGCCAGAUAUGCUUUAUGAUUAAGAUGUUUAUUUUUUAAGUCAAAGCCAUACCGUAGCAUGGUGAAAAUGGCAAAAAUAAUUUGCUGUUAUUGCGCCACACAAUUAUGCUGUGGAAUUCAUUUUUCAUAGACUGGGUGUUGAACUGUAUUCAACAGAAUUUCAAGUAUGCAAUGUACUCUUUUUCCUUGCUGCCAGUUGUUUUUGGUGUUCUCUGUGAAUCUACCUCCUUAUUUUCUACCCCUGUCUGAUAUCUAGUCUAGUUGCAUGCAUUUCACAAGUUUUUGGCUCUUGUUGUAUGAAAUCCAUUAUUCAUCAUAUCCAAAUAUAAGUAAAUUAUCAAAGUGAAUGUGUUUUAAUUGUUACUGUCAUGUUCAAGCUUGUGUAGCACUUAGUUGUAUAACACUCCCCUCAAGGAGACAACAACCAAUGAACAGGGCAUAUCGUUCAGUCAUGUCUUGAAAUUUUGCUUUGCACAAAUGUCUAAAUGGUAUGUUUUGGUCAAUAACUUCUGUUUUACUCACUCAUAGGACACCAACAAGUUAAAUGUGCUUGUAACAUAAUGUAUUUCAAAUCUAGUGCUUCCAAAAUGUUAUUAGGAUAUCAGAAUGUUAUCACUGCUGGACUGUGAUUGUAACAAUCUCACAUCAGUUCUUUUAGAACAAUGUCUGCAUGUUUAAAGACUGCAUUUUCUUUGGCUGUAGCUGAAAUAUUUUGAGAUGCCAUAUUCUCUCAUACUCUAUUUCAUAGUAGGUAGGUACUCAUCUGUCAUGAUAAUGAAGGCAAUCAUAAAGAAUAUUGCUCCUUGAGUGUGGAGAUCGUCAAUAUCAGAACCUUAACAAUGGUUAUUUAUUUUGGUAUAACAUUGUAUUCAAGAAAUAUUGGAUGAAAGUUCUUUAAAUAUCGGGUGUGUUUCUCUUCUUCCCCUGUCUAUAAUUAUUGCACUCAACCACAAUGUAAUUCAAUAAAUUACUGUGAUGAAUUAA